AUGCACUGCUCUUCAAAGCCGGAGAGAACUUCAGCGUGGAAUAAUCUUUUGGAGGUCCAGAUACUGCUCACAGGUGUUGUUUUAAGGAUUCCUGUUCUCAGAGACUUCCUGUUUAUAAAAGGAGCCAAAGAAUAUGCAUGCCAAGUUGGAGACAAUAUGUUUGGCAUAAACUAUCGCUCACCGGAGAAACUGAAAAAAAUUUCAUUGUGUCCGAACAUUAUUACUCCAGACACCAUUCCUGAAUUCUGCAUUCCGACUAAAUUAGCCAUGAGACAGGAAUGUAAAACUGUUGACAAGAAUGAAUAUUCCAAUGAGAAAACAAACACACCAGAAAACACAAGUCACAAAGCAAGGAGAGAAACUUCAGGAUACAAGAUCUGUAAUAAGCAUGUCAUCCAAGUGGAGAGUGUGGAUGAUCUGUGCUUUAGUGAUGAAGAAUGCACCAACUCUGAUCCCCAGUCACAGGCUGCCUUAUCCUUACCACACCUGCCAAAGACUCAAACAUCUUACGGUUUUUGCACCUUGUUGGAAAGUCCUCACACCAGAGUGAAAGAGUCACUCUUCCACAACAGCCCCGAGUCUGGGGGUAUUCCUAUUGCUGUGCCCAGAGGCAGAUCAAACACUCUUUCUGAAGUCUUCCAGUCUUCCCUUAGCUUGAGCUCUCCUUCCAGCACAUUGGCUCCCAAAAGCCAUAACACAAAGAGACGUGGAACCUGGGAUAGUGACACCACUUCUUCAACGGAAUCCUCCCCGUUCAGCUCACCGUUGUUCAGCAGGUCACCUUCUAAAUUCUCUUUAUUUUCAACACUGAGUCAAGAGAAUUUGUUUUCAAGGAAGGUCAAAAAAGCCACUGCAUCACAAACAGGCUCAAAUGAUGAAAGCAGUUCGACGGACAACAGCCCUAACACGCUGCGAAGAGCAUCAGACACCCUUUGGGAGCCUUUUCCUUUCUUCACAGGCUUCACGCCUCCAGAUAUGUUUCCUUUCCACCAGAUGCACCACAGAGAAAGGAUGAUCAAAGAAAACCAGCUUUCUCUGGGACAAGGAGGUGGUCGCUUAAGACUCUGUGCUGAGUACUGUCGGGACAAUCGGAGGCUCCGGGUUCACGUACUCAGUAUUGAGGGGCUGUACACCUCCUUUACUGAGACAAAGAACAUUACCUGCUGUGUGAGUCUUUCUCUUAUGCCUGGCAAAACAAUGAAGCAGCACAGCAGUGAGAUCAAAAACAGCAGAAAUCCAGUUUUCAAUGAGGACUUUUUUUUUGGUGGCAUUUCUGAGGAGGACUUGUUUUUCAAAUCCCUGAGAAUUAAGGUUGUUAACAAGACAUUCAACAUGAAAACAAUUUUGGCAAUCUGUGAGUUUACCUUAGAACAAAUUUUACCUUUGUAA
This is a messenger RNA of Polypterus senegalus (gray bichir), 1389 nucleotides long. It is a transcript of the gene c2cd4a, whose product is annotated as C2 calcium dependent domain containing 4A. Bases 1 to 1389 code for a protein of 462 amino acids. The record is from RefSeq and is a predicted model, not a curated record. NCBI's taxonomy places the organism in Eukaryota, Metazoa, Chordata, Cladistia, Polypteriformes, Polypteridae. The transcript is spliced from 3 exons.